Rhododendron vialii is the source of this 543-nucleotide messenger RNA. RefSeq lists its product as uncharacterized. Lineage: Eukaryota; Viridiplantae; Streptophyta; Magnoliopsida; Ericales; Ericaceae. The transcript has 2 exons. Bases 3 to 509 code for a protein of 168 amino acids. The record is from RefSeq and is a predicted model, not a curated record.
GUAUGGAGAAUAGGGAAAAGAAAACAUUGAUAAGUUUUUGCUACUGGGGCGGAGAACGGAAGGUAAACGCCAAUGGCACCUUCUUGUACAACGGUGGGAUGUGUGUAGCAGUUCUACUUGAGGAAGGAAGUCAACUCAAUGAGUUACGUGAGAAGGUUUGUAGUGCCCUUCACAUUAAUUUUGAAGGAAAAAUGUUUUUCUACAACACAAAGAGGGACAAGACGAAGUAUGUAACAUUGAAUGACGACAAUGGUGUUGCAAUGUUGUUCCACUUGAACGAAGAUGAUGUCGACUUAUUUGUAGAAGAUUUAGGCCAGAAUAAUGACCCUAUCCACAAUACCGCUUACAAUUCAACAAGGGAAUCGAUGGUCACUGACAAUAGUAGCUCCCCUGGAGGAAUACUGGCAAUACCUUCUCCCAGUCAGGUGAGCAAUAGUUGUAGCCAAGAGAUGGGGUUGGUGCCGUACUUGCCGGACAAUGCAAAUGAGAUUUUAACUGGGAAGGGUUAACUAUUUGAAAGCCCCGAUCUUUUCAAGCAAUCAG